CGCGCGGCUCCGGGCGCGGCGCCUGCACCAUGAACUACCAGCAGCAGCUGGCCAACUCGGCUGCCAUCCGGGCCGAGAUCCAGCGCUUCGAGUCGGUCCACCCCAACAUCUACUCCAUCUACGAGCUGCUGGAGCGCGUGGAGGAGCCGGUGCUGCAGAACCAGAUCCGGGAGCACGUCAUCGCCAUCGAAGAUGCCUUUGUGAACAGCCAGGAAUGGACAUUAAGUCGGUCUGUCCCGGAGCUCAAAGUGGGGAUCGUGGGCAACCUGGCCAGCGGCAAGUCGGCGCUGGUGCACCGGUACCUGACGGGCACGUACGUCCAGGAGGAAUCUCCCGAAGGUGGCAGAUUCAAGAAAGAGAUUGUUGUUGAUGGACAGAGUUACCUGCUGCUGAUUAGAGAUGAAGGGGGCCCCCCGGAGGCACAGUUUGCCAUGUGGGUGGACGCUGUUAUAUUUGUCUUCAGCUUGGAGGACGAGAUUAGCUUCCAGACUGUCUACCACUAUUACAGCCGGAUGGCCAACUACCGGAACACAAGCGAGAUCCCUCUGGUUCUGGUGGGCACCCAGGUUGCCCAGAAGAUCGUUGCCACAAGGAAGAAGCAGCAGCUGUCCAUCGGACCCUGCAAGUCGCUCCCUAACUCUCCCAGCCACUCGUCCGUCUGUUCCGCACAGGUGUCUGCCGUGCACAUCAGCCAGACAAGCAACGGAGGUGGGAGUUUAAGCGACUAUUCCUCUUCCGUCCCCUCGACGCCAAGCACCAGCCAGAAGGAGCUGCGCAUCGACGUGCCCCCCACUGCCAACACGCCCACGCCCGUCCGGAAGCAGUCCAAGCGCCGGUCCAACCUGUUCACCUCUCGGAAAGGGAGUGACCCAGACAAAGAGAAGAAAGGCCUGGAGAGCCGAGCGGACAGCAUCGGGAGCGGCCGAGCAAUCCCAAUUAAACAGGGCAUGUUGCUGAAGCGAAGCGGCAAAUCACUGAACAAAGAGUGGAAGAAGAAAUACGUCACCCUGUGUGACAACGGCGUGCUGACCUAUCAUCCAAGCCUACACGAUUACAUGCAGAAUGUCCAUGGUAAAGAGAUUGAUCUCCUGAGAACCACUGUGAAGGUCCCGGGGAAGAGGCCCCCCCGAGCCACCUCGGCCUGCGCGCCCAUUUCCAGCCCCAAAGCCAACGGCCUGUCCAAGGACAUGAGCAGUUUACACAUCUCACCAAAUUCAGACACGGGGCUGGGCGACUCCGUGUGUUCCAGCCCAAGCAUCUCCAGCACCACCAGCCCCAAGCUCGACCCGCCCCCCUCCCCUCACGCCAACAGAAAGAAGCACCGAAGGAAGAAAAGCACCAGCAACUUCAAAGCCGACGGUCUAUCGGGCACCGCCGAAGAACAAGAAGAAAACUUUGAGUUUAUCAUCGUGUCCCUCACUGGCCAGACGUGGCACUUUGAAGCCACCACAUAUGAAGAGCGAGACGCGUGGGUCCAGGCCAUCGAGAGCCAGAUCCUCGCCAGCUUGCAGUCGUGCGAAAGCAGCAAGAAUAAGUCCCGGCUGACAAGCCAGAGUGAGGCCGUGGCCUUGCAGUCGAUACGAAACGUCCGAGGGAAUUCCCACUGUGUGGACUGCGAGACCCAGAAUCCUAACUGGGCCAGUUUGAACUUCGGGGCCCUCAUGUGUAUCGAGUGCUCAGGGAUCCACCGGAAUCUUGGCACCCACCUUUCUCGAGUGCGGUCUCUGGACCUGGACGACUGGCCCAUCGAGCUUAUCAAGGUGAUGUCAGCCAUUGGGAAUGAGCUGGCCAACAGCAUCUGGGAGGAGAACAGCCAGGGGCGGACGAAGCCUUCACUGGACUCCACAAGGGAAGAGAAGGAACGCUGGAUCCGGGCCAAGUACGAGCAGAAGCUCUUCCUGGCCCCGCUGCCGUGCACCGAGCUGUCCCUGGGCCAGCAUCUGCUGCGGGCCACCGCCGACGAGGACCUGCGGGCGGUCAUCCUGCUGCUGGCGCACGGCUCCCGGGACGAGGUGAACGAGACAUGCGGGGAGGUGGACGGCCGCACGGCGCUGCACCUGGCCUGCCGGAAGGGGAACGUGGUCCUGGCACAGCUCCUCAUCUGGUACGGCGUGGACGUCAUGGCCCGCGAUGCCCACGGGAACACGGCGCUGGCCUACGCCCGACAGGCCGCCAGCCAGGAGUGCAUCGACGUGCUGCUGCAGUACGGCUGCCCCGACGAGCGCUUCGUGCUCAUGGCCACCCCCAACCUGUCGCGGAAGAACAAUAACCGGAACAACAGCAGCGGGAGGGUGCCCACCAUCAUCUGAGGGGCAUCUGCGCCCUCCGGCCCGACACCCCGGGCGACCCAGCCGCCAGCAUCCUCUCUCGGAAGUGACGACACGUGAGUCCCGCCACGUCCCCUCACUCUCCCCUGGCGGUCACCUGCCACUCCACCUGCCACCCACCCUCCCUCCCUCCACCCAGCGGAAUCACAAAACCUGGACAGUCCUCAAGGGCCGAAGAGGAGGCCAGCCGACUGCAAGAUCGGUUUGUUUGUUUUUUUCCAUAAACUCCCCGAAUCGACAAAUAGGAGCGCCCGACGGGCCUUGGUUGGUUGACGAUAGCACACGGCGGCUCGGGACCCAGGUCCUGGUGGCCUGUAGACAGAGCAUGGCACAAGGGACAAGGGACAAGGGACAAGGCACGGGGACGAGCGGGGGAGGGGAGGCAGGCGUGAGGAGAGGGGAAACUCUCCUUAGCUGGCAGUUAAGCACAUCAGUACAUUUCACCUCUACCAAACGCAACGCUUGGAUUCCGUCUCUUCUCCGAGGAGCUUGACGGCAUAAAUCAGAAGCAAGCAGAGUUUGUCAGGUUUGAAGCCCCUAUGAUGGUAUGUGUCAAAUCAGUUGGAGCUAAUCUGUCCAGGGAGAAUACUGGCUUCAUUACACUUGUAUAGUUGAGUUCUUCCAGCAUUACCGCUGUUUAAUAGAACAUGAUUAGUCAUCACCGGGAAGAAAGCAUAUUAGCUGUGGAGGUAGUCACGCGGCACGCUCCGGUGAUUGCCACAAUGUGAUUGCAAUACUCGGAGAAGCAUCGUAUCAUCCCAGACAUGCUCUCCCAGGCCCUCGGAGCCUCCUUUCUAAAUUCACUGUCAUAAUUUAGUAUCUGUUUAAUUUUUCAGUCCAAAGAGAGGAAAUCCGUUGCUGAGUCUUAUUUGACUGCAGUCUCCUUUGCAAAAACAAAGAGGGAAAAAAUAAAUAACAACUCAGAAAUUCGAAAGGAGAUCACGAAUUCAACUAACAAUACCAUUUCGAGUGCAUUUAGUAACCUAAGUAAAUGCCUAAAAGGCUGUGUUCCCCCCCGUCCCCCGAACGUGAGAGAUGUUUUGUGUCCUUCUGCCCAGGCGGACGUGUUGGGUGUCAGGCACUCCGGGGCCGCGUUGCCCGAGUCACACACACAGGCUUCUGUAUCAUGUGUGUAGAUGUGUGGAAAUCUAUUUGAAUAAAAGAAGCAUAAAUAUGCAUUGAUUUUUGUACAGACAAAUGGCACCUCUGUUAAUUUAUAAAUUGAACUGGAUGUGAACUAAUAAUGUACAGCUAGUUGAGAUAAGAGGGUUACAGAUCAGUGUACAUGGAAAAUAUUCACAGCGGUAAACACUCCCAUUAAUGUGAUAUACAGCUUUUAAAAAGGAGCACAUCAGAAUACGAUGGUGGUACAAUUUGCUUAUUAAUAUCAAGAAAGAAAGAAAGAAGACACUGCAGCAUGUUAGCGGGGGAAAGAGGCGUGUGGUUUCUGGCCAUUGAGAGUAUGGCUUAGACCUGACACCGCUUUGGGCGAGGGAGGACCAGGCUCCGGCGAGGCCAGGCGUCAUUUCCCGAGUACUGGACCUGGCCGCUUGGCCAAGGUAGAUGGCGACUGCCGCCGGCGGUUCUGUGGCCCAGACUGUCCCAGGAGAAUCCCUAAGACUUCCUUGGUGGCCAGGCUCUCCAUUUUAGUAUGUCACCUGAUUUGCCAUCGUCAUGGUAUUAGCCCACUUCAUUCAGCCACCCCCAGCGUGGUGGCCAACAUAUUAAACCGAAUCAAGACACCGCAGGCUCAAAAGGAAAGGGGGUGGCUGUGCCUAGAGUCCUUUGGCAGAGUGGCGGGGGCAGGGGUUGUCACAGGGAAGCACAGUGCUGGGCUAAUGGAGCACAGGAGCACAGGGCCACAUUCUCCCGGCAGCUUCCGGGAGUUCCUGGCUCUCGUAUAUUAAACCUUCUGUUUUGUAAGAAUUUUUCCUCUUCUUUCCCUUUCACUAAAAAAUAAAAUAAUAAUAAUAAUUAAAAAAAAGUAGGUGGGAAAAAAUAAAGCUUUUCACAGGAUUUAGAUGUAGGUCAGUGUUUCAUGGACAUUUCUAACCUUCAUUCAGCUCAGUGGCACUUGGUGGCUCCCAGGAGUCACAGGGACGGAAGCCGCAGCUGGAGAACCUUGACAACAGGUCCGUAACCCUCCACCCGGUUUUUUAUUCUGUGUGUCAUCACUGUGUAGUUAUUUUAAAUGUGAAUAGGGGGUAAAAACGUCAGUGCCUAUUUUUGAAGAAGCAUUACUGUUCUAAGCCAGCUAGACGCAUCGCUCCACACAGACUCGAUGUGGGGAGCACAGAGGCAGUAGAAAUGAAAUUCUUAAGUUAUUUCAUUGUAGUGAAUUCCCACUAUAGGAAUGCUUUACCAUAGCGGAGCCUUCUUUUGAAAAGAAGCUAACUUCCUUGUGAGGCUUCUCUUUGGGAUGUAUAUGAGUGUGUACAUAUGAUUGUAUGUGUUUAUAAUAUAGUAUUUUCCCAAAUGGCUUCUUUUUUCACGUAGCCUUUCAUGGCCUGGAUGCUAGAUAUUUUUUCCCCCUCCCUCCAGCCCAGGGACUUCGCUGACUCCUCCUUAGAAAACUCGACCCUUCUCUUAGCGCUGACCGGCCCCAGCGGGCAGCCUGCUUCCUUGGGUUUGGGCACCAGAGGAGAGGCGGUGGUGGGUUUCAGGGCUUUUCUUUUCAAGUAAAGGUGACUGGCAGCUAGUCCGUUUGUAUCUCGGUGUCAGACUAGAAGCCCUUCUCUCUCAUCUUAAGGCUUUACUAACACGGAGGCUGGAGAAGCGAGGACACAGGGCCAGGGUUAGAAAUCACCAGUUUGCGAAAGGGGUCGAGUUCUCGUUGUUUCUUUCCGUGUAAGUUCUAUGAUGUGACAGCGACAUGAGAAGCCACCACUGCAGAACCCACUUACCCUUUCUGUUCAGAAUUAGCAUCUGCCCUUGGAGGAGAAACCACCCAUUGGGGAAGGCACGUGAUGAACAGGCAGGAGGGUAGAGGCUGUUCCCUUGGUGACCUGGACAUAUUGUGACCUCGCUGGGUUCCUUCUGUGGCCAAGAAAACCCUGAGGAGAAAGGAGUCUUGAUUCUGACCCCACAUGAUCGGGCCUUGAGUACUGGGGGGGACAGAGGGCUUACCAAGCCCACGGCCCCGGGGGUGGCCCCUGGUCCCUUCCGUCUCCUGUCCCAGGAGAUGAGCCACUCGAGGGUGAGCAAGUGACCUAGUCUUGAGUCUUGGGUCCCACAAGCAGGCGCAGUGUCCUACCUUCCCGUAAGCACACACCAAGUGUAGUUACCCUAGAAAGCAAGUGCAGGCAGCAGGGUGCUUGCUGAUCACAGGGCUCGCAGGUGCCGGAGAGGGCACCUCUUACUGCCUGACUCGGGGCUGAAACCCCUGAAGUGGCACCUUCUCUGCAGGGCCGUGAGUCCGGACGGUGGCCGUCCCAGCACCAGUGCAGGGCCUCGGGGUUCCUUCCGCCCCCUCCUCUGAGGUGCCGUCCAGCCUGAGGAGGUCUGCCUAGACCCAGACUCUACCGCCCAGCGUAGGCACCGGUCCUUCGCAGUUUGGAGAGACCUGCACAUCCUCCACAUUGGCGAAGGAGCUGUCACUGACUUCAUUAGGGCAAAACACGUCUAACAAGAAAGCCAGCCCAGGGGCCACACAGACCAGGGUCACCUGGCUUUGUUGUCCCACCUGUGCAGCCUUGGGCAAGCAUCCAGCUUCUCGGACUCUUUCCUUACCUGUGACACUAGGGUGAUAUUUCAGAGCAGUGUCAUCAGUGCCAGCCCAAUGCCCUGCCAGGAGCUAGGAGCUCCAGAAGUGGGCGUGAUUGCUCAGAACAGGAACAUGGACAGGACCAGAUCCAGACCACGUGCCUGAGAAGCUGGCCCUGCGCUGGCAGCACGCCCUCCAGCCCGUGCGCUGGGGAGUCGGCGAUGGCCUCUGUGCCAGCCCCCCUCCAUUUGAGCCCCUGCUCCUCCUCUGCUUAGCCUGUUGGUGCUCUGAGGGCCCCUACCCCCAGAGCCCCUCCUAAAAGGGAUAAGCCCAAACUGCCCAAUUACCAUCUCGUCAGCUCCAUUUAACCAAAACUUCCCCUCCAUCUUUUUCAUCGGAGAUUGAUUCUCCAGAGGCAGAGAAAGGGUUGGGUCUCGCCUCAUGCCAUUCACUCAGGUUGCCUUAGGCCCAAGAUGACCACUUGUCUCUCCUACAGCGGGUUGUGUUGGCGCAGACAGGCCUGCCCCCAUUCAGAUGCCACCUCCAGGCACCGAGAGGCUGCAGUGACACAAGUAUUGGUCCUCGUUUCCAUGGUUUCUGCCCACUUCCUUUAAAAGUCAGAGCUUGCUGGAAGGACCCUGGGUGGCAGAAUGUGUCUCUAGGCUCUCCUGCCCGUCUCUCUGCCUUUUUCUCUCCCUCAUCAGUUACACGGUUAGACGGUGAGCAUCCACUCGCUGGAGCUAGCUGUCUUCCCUUCCAGGGGACCUUGAAGUUGUCUUGUGCCUGCACUUGGUGAUCACAUCUUCCCCCUCGAGACUGACCGUCAGGUCCUGCCCAAGCCCCCACCUGAGCAGUGCUCAUGGGUGACUUGGGUUCCCCGUGGCUCCAACUCUGCCAACCCUUCCUCCUUGCAUUUAAAAUGUUCUGGAAAUGACGGGGAAAUCCAUAUUUCUACCUAGGGAGGUUCUGAAACCUUGCAACAAUAUAGAUCCUCUAAGAGUGAGUAAGAAGAGUCUCAAAAACUUCUGAAAAGGCGAAGAUAAUUGGAAAGCAGAUCUGUUACCCUGGUGGGCUGCCUCCCUUCCCCCACAAACCCACAAGGUCAGCACAACUGUUCUAGAACUCCCCUGGAGGGUAUUUAUGUCCUUCAAGCAAACAAAUUGAAAAGCAGUCAAGAAAGAAUCCAAAUAGAAAUGUGCUGAAGAUACACAUCUUUCUUUCCCAGGAAACAGAAUUUAUUUCUGACCGCCUCCUCGCACGUGGGUUUCACACGCUGUAAAGCCCCGUCUCCGAGUGAGUUUUACCCUUGUACUUCACCCAGGAGUUAAAUAAGGGCCUUAGGCAUCAAGACGUGCGUUUUUCCCUCUUAGCCGUUGUGGACGUGUUUUUUUACAUUCCCAGGUGGCUUUCUUCAGGAAGCCCAGUGGUCAGUGGGUCCUGGUGUGGGCCUCACCCCUGUGCGGCCAGGCCAGGGUCCCCAGGUGUGCUGCUGCGUGGGCAGGGGUCACUCCCCACCAGGCCUGCUGAGGGGCGGGGUCUGCCCUGCCCCACCCGUGCGUCCUUUGUCACUCAGGCAUCUAAGUGGGGCGGCCUUUCAGUCAGUUGCUUUCCCGUUAUGCAGGAGAGAGAAGGGGCGGGUUAGCCACUUGGGGUGAAUGCACGCAGCCCUCAGACUUCUCCUUCCAUCACUGCCUGGAAGCCCAGAUGCCACAACAUCCGUGAUUAGAGAGAAACAGCGCCACUCAGGGUCGGGACGCCCCUGUCGGGCCCCUUACCUCUCACCUCACGAGGAAGAAGGACCAGGGAACGACUUCGGCGUUAAUACUUCAGAAACACAGAUAUCCUGCCCCUUAGAGAAGACAUGCUGUUCUUAAAUAGAUUCCCUAAACAAUAUCCACGGAUUCCCUGUUUAGUUUUGGAAGUCUGCUGCUUUUUUUUUCCAGUUUGGGUUUUUCAGUUUGGGUCCAAGUUGAAAUUAGAGAACAUCUCAUCAGUAGGAGAGUCUGUAAAACCAAAAAGUCUGUUUUUAAUCUGUGACUGUAAAAACUCCCAGGUUCUAGAAGUAUUUCCGUUUCCCCGGUGUGGCAAACACCCUCCCCAAGCAAGGGUUCCGCGACUGUAAGUUUGACAACCUCUCCUUGCCGCAUUUCAGUUGCGAGGGGCUGGUUUUGCUGUCAGGCGGCAGCGUUUGGCUCUGGGUCUUCACCUGGUGGCUAGAAGGCCCUUGUCUGAGGCCCUCAGCCCUUCUGAAGGGUUGUGGUGCUGGGAGGUGGGCAGGGUCGGGCAGCGUGCCCCGCAGAGCCCGCUGUGGCUCUGAAAGCUGCAGGUGUUCGGAUGUGAGCGCCCCUGGUUACUUGGACAGACAGGCUCCGGCUUCUAGCCAGGUGACACCGUGCUGGCAGCCACUUGAUGUGUGUGAGGCUUUCGUGCGUGUGCUAGAUGCCAGCUCAGGGCUGAUUUUUUAUGUUGGCAUCUGUCUAGAAGGACUCCAAGGGUGGUGACAAGCCAUAUGAGAGUGACACGCCCUUUAGGACUGAGUAGACUUCAGUGUCAGUGGGAAGGGACUGCAUGACCUUUGUCCCGAGAGGCAGGCAGGUGAAAGAAAGGAACGACUGUUGGCAAACCUUCCAAUGGAACAAGCCCCUUAAUACCCCAGAUGUCGGGACAGUGGCCCCCAAGUCAGAUUAUGCCUUCAUCUCCCAGUGACAGGCAGCGUCCACAUAGGCCUGGGAAGCUAAGGACUGAGCUGGCUGGAAAACUUGUGAGUGGAGACCUCACCCCAAGCCCUGGAAGCCCGCCGGGUGAGGGGCUGCUACGUAAAAGUGCAGACGUGUUGGGCUGAAUGAGCACGUCGGGGACCUUGCGCUCCCGGUGUAGCCCCAGGACUAGGCUCCCGAGCGAGCAGCUCCUGCAAAGACGUGCCCGGCCCGGCCCGGCCUGUGCGGAGUCCUCGGGGGAACCGGCCAUCCUGCGUGGGCCCUGCGGGGCGGGAGGUCAGAGGAUCGGCCACGGCCGGGGCCUUAGCUGCCGCUGCCCACGCGAGCACCGAGCACGCAGCGCCCCGCAGCCCCACCCUGGGGUCCCCGCAGCUUUCUCCCCACGGCAGAUGCCGGCGCACACGCGGCCUGACAGGCGUGGGGCCGCUCCGUGGCGGCCGUGCAGUGGGCGUUCGCACGUCCUGACGCUACCGUGGAAAGGAUGCUUUCUGCGGACCUCGGAAAGCAUCGCGGUCUCCCUCCUCCCGCACCUGGGUGUUUGCGUCUAAAAUGUAUCAAAUUCUGGAGGUUGCUGCGCCCGCGGGGGCCUGAGCGCCUGCGCGCGGGGGCGGGUGUGGCGGGGGGUCCAGGGGGGGUCCAGGGCACGUGACCAGAGGCUCGCUGCUGAGCCCGGAGGGAACCCGCGGACGAGCCGGCUGCGCCCCGCUGGCCACGAGGACGUCCGGGAAGGGCCUCCUGCCCCAGACAGCCCCCGUCCUGCCCACGACUCCGAAUGGGGUUCCCAUCCAGCCGCAGGGAGUGUUUCCGAGAGGGGCCCCCGGAGCUAGGCAGGGGCGAUGACCAAGAGGCGUUCAUUUCCAGGAGGGAGCCGGGAAGGCCGGGCCUGGGCCCCUCACAGCACACUUUUCUCUUUCUGUAAAUAGCGAUGUAUAGAAGAUGGACCAGCAGCCUGGGGUUAUCAGAGACGGGUUGGUUUUCUGUUUUGUUUUGGUUUUUUGGUUGUUUUUAUAUUACCUCAUUCAGCAAGUUUAUGUUUCACAAUGACUCAAUGAUGCUUUAUUUAUAUUGUUUGUACUGUAAUUAAAACCAUUGACAGACAUUUCACUUUGCUUGUUAUUUCAUAUGAUCUUGUUUUGAUUAAAUAUGCCAGUUUGUAUUUCCCUGCCUGGGGAUUUUUUGUGUGUCAGCUGUACAGUAUUCUAAGGGGGAAAAUGAAGAAAAAGAAAAAUGUGUAAAGUAAUGGGAGAGAGGUGCCCAGAGUGUAGAGGCCUCUUUCUAAUAAAGAACUGAAACUAUGUCUGCACCGUU
This is a messenger RNA of Hipposideros armiger (great roundleaf bat), 10055 nucleotides long. It is a transcript of the gene AGAP1, whose product is annotated as ArfGAP with GTPase domain, ankyrin repeat and PH domain 1. The coding region runs from base 30 to 2309 and encodes 759 amino acids. Gene Ontology annotation, molecular function: GTPase activity; GTPase activator activity; GTP binding. The record is from RefSeq and is a predicted model, not a curated record. Gene Ontology annotation, biological process: activation of GTPase activity. The transcript has 16 exons. Lineage: Eukaryota; Metazoa; Chordata; Mammalia; Chiroptera; Hipposideridae.